AAGAGAGGGAUCAUGCAUCGUCCUUUUCCCUCCUCCUACUCCUCAUUCUGGGGUCUCUGUAGCGGUUUUGCUUCUGAGCAGAGCAUUGGAAGCUGUUCCUCUUUCUUCGGCAUGGUGGACUUUUAGAUCGGAAGCUAUCAGCAAAUCAGAUCUCUGCACUACCAAAUGUCCUGGUGGGAUGCAAGUCUUCGUGGAACUCCUGCUUUCCUCACAGCGCAGCUCGAUUCUCCUUGAAGUUCGAGGAAAAUCCAUGAAGAAUCUCUUCAUUCCUUUAGUCUCCAACGUUGUGGAUAUCUGGCUUGGUGUAUAAUGUGUGUUUCUCUGCAUCUGAAGAUUUGACUGUGUGUGAGUGUUCAUGGCAGUCAAUUAGAGUGUCUCUGUUUGUGACAGUUGGUAGAUUUGGAAGACUGAAGAUUUGGCUGUGUGAGAGUGUGAGUGUUGCUCUGUGUGAGAGUGAGAGUGUGUGUGUUGCUCUGUGUGAGAGUGAGAGUGUGUGUGUGUUGCUCUGUGUGCAGUGCAGUCCCACUCCCCUCAUUCCUGGUUCUUGACUGGAGGGUUUAGCGGACACUGGAGGGCAACGGAGACCCCCCACCUCCUCAUUGGUUCUCACUACCCUGAGAGGAGAGGAGGGAAGAGACAGAGAGAGAGACUGAGAGGUAGAGAGAGGGACAGAUAGAUAGGGAGAGGGACUGAGAGAAAGAGAGAGAGAGACUGAGAGGUAGGGAGAGGGACUGAGAGACAGAGAGAAAGACUGAGAGGUAGGGAGAGAGACAGAGGUAGGGAGAGAGACUGAGAGGUAGGGAGAGGGCCUGAGAGGUAGGUAGAACGAAGACAAAAAGGAAGCGUGUGAGAAACAACAAUAAGGAUAGCAGGAUAGCAGGAUAGACAGAGAGACAAAUGGAGACAUAAAAAGAGAGUGAGAGAGAGACAGAGAGAGAGAGAGAGAGAGAGAGAGAGAGAGAGAGAGAGAGAGACACAGAGAGAGAGAUACAGAGAGAGAGAGAGAGAGAGAUACAGAGAGAGAGAGAGAGAGAGACACACAGAAAGAGAGAGAAAGACAAAAAGAGAGAGAGAGAGAGACAGAGAGAGAGAGAGAGAGAUACAGAGAGAGAGAGAGACAGAGAGUGAGAGAGAGAGACACAACUCUCACACCUCUGCAUCCUCUCAUACACACACACAGUGAAAAGAAGACAAGGACACAUAGACUUAAUCUGUGUGGACCUCCUCUCACCCAUUCUGUCCUCCCCCUCAGUCUCCCACCUCUCUCACACACUCAGCAGUAUGAUUUUCUUCACAGCACCUUUUGACUGCUGUUAAUUGCAGCAACAAGAGACGAAGAGUGAAUCUGUGUUCUAAUCUCAAACAGUAAUUCAACCAAACUCAACACCAAGAAUGAAGAAAGAACAAAUGUGACGACAUCUCAGAAGAGUAAAAACAAUCCACUACAGAUCCUCUUCCAAACAGUGGACUGACUCAGAGAGCACCAUCGGACUGACUCAGAGAGCACAUCGGACUGACUCAGAGAGCACCAUUGGACUGACUCAGAGAGCACCAUUGGACUGACUCAGAGAGCACCAUUGGACUGACUCAGAGAGCACCAUUGGACUGACUCAGAGAGCACCAUCGGACUGACUCAGAAAGCACCAUUGGACUGACUCAGAAAGCACCAUCGGACUGACUCAGAGAGCACCAUUGGACUGACUCAGAGAGCACCAUCGGACUGACUCAGAGAGCACCAUUGGACUGACUCAGAGAGCACCAUCAGACUGACUCAGAGAGCACCAUCGGACUGACUCAGAGAGCACCUCCAGGGACUUUUAGACAAAACCGAGAAGUGCAGAACCACUAAAGCCCACGAGAGACAAAGAAACUAGAGACACAUACAGCCGACUGAAGACUGGAGCAAGACACUAGAGACACAUACAGCUGACUGAAGACUGGAGCAAGACACUAGAGACACAUACAGCCCCGUAAAGACUGGUGCAAGGCAGGGUAAUCAGCCCCAGUAGCCCACCACUACUACCACCAGUACAACCAACGCCAGUACAGCCACUGCCAUGCAGGUGUCGUUUGCAUGUUCUGACCAGGAUGGAGGAAGAGGAGGGCUGAGGCCCCCGGGGAAUGGAGGUCACAGCAAGCAGAACGCCACCAGCCCCAACACGGCCAGCCAGGCGCGGGCACGCUUCCGGACCGUGGCCCUCAUCGCCCGCAGCCUGGGCUCCUUGACCCACCGCUACCAGCACAACCUUAAGGAGUCCACCGCCAAACUCACUGGCAUGAAGUACCGGAACCUGGGAAAAUCAGGCUUGCGUGUAUCCUGUUUGGGCCUCGGUACUUGGGUAACGUUUGGAGGUCAGAUUUCAGAUGAGGUGGCUGAGCAGCUGAUGACCAUAGCAUAUGAGAAUGGGGUCAAUCUCUUCGACACAGCCGAAGUUUAUGCCGGGGGGAAAGCUGAGAUAAUCCUGGGGAACAUCAUCAAGAAAAAGUGCUGGAGGAGAUCCAGUCUGGUGAUCACCACCAAGCUCUACUGGGGUGGAAAAGCCGAAACCGAGAGAGGACUCAACAGGAAGCACAUCAUUGAAGGUCUGAGGAGCUCCCUACAGAGGAUGCAGCUGGAGUACGUGGAUGUUGUGUUUGCAAACCGGCCCGACAGCAACACUCCCAUGGAGGAGAUUGUGAGGGCGAUGACCCAUUUGAUCAACAAUGGCAUGUCCAUGUACUGGGGGACAUCACGAUGGUCUGCCAUGGAGAUUAUGGAAGCGUACUCUGUUGCGCGGCAGUUUAACCUCAUCCCUCCGGUGUGUGAGCAGGCUGAGUACCACUUCUUCCAGAGGGACAAGGUGGAGACACAGCUACCUGAGCUCUACCAUAAGAUAGGUGUGGGUGUGGUCUCCUGGUCACCUCUAGCCUGUGGAAUCAUCACUGGGAAGUAUGAGAAUGGCAUCCCAGAAUGCUCCAGGGCCUCCAUGAAGCCGUACGCCUGGUUAAAGGAUAAGAUAGUGAGCGAAGAAGGGAGGAAACAACAGGCCAAGCUGAAGGAGCUCACUACCAUCUCUGAAAAGCUGGGCUGCACUUUGCCACAAUUAGCUAUCGCCUGGUGUCUGAGAAAUGAAGGAGUGAGCUCAGUGCUGCUAGGAACAUCCAACCCCAUCCAGCUUGCAGAGAAUCUGAGGGCCAUGGAGGUCAUUCCAAAGAUGACAGCAGGCAUUGCCACAGAGAUUGACCACAUCUUGGGAAACCAACCCCACAGGAAGAAGGACUUCCAACAAGCACAUUAGGAUGGAGCCAUUCUUCAGAACUGUGACUAAUCUGGACCAGCUCUCAUCAGGGGCACCUCCAGUCAUUGUGUGUGUGUGUGUGUGUGUGUGUGUGUGUGUGUGUGUGUGUGUGUGUGUGUGUGUGUGUGUUCUACGCAGUUUCUCAUCCUGCCCCGCCCGAAUAAAGAUCAACCAGUAGUCAGUGUCGUUAACUGAGAGCUCUGCUUGACAAAGCAUGCAUGCCACACAGCUCAUCCACUCCACUUCAGUGCAGCUCAAACCUGCCGAACUAACCAGCCAUUAUCAAGAUAGACUAAGAUCACCUGAAUCAGUUGAGGCUGCUGAGGCGAGGACGGCUCAUAAUAAUGGCUGAAAUAGACUGUAAUGGAUAGAAUAGAAUUGUAUCAAACACAUGAAAACCAUGUUUUUGAUACCAUUCCAUUUACUCCAUUCCAGCCGUUUUUAUGAGCCGUUCUCCCCUCACCAGCCUCCACUGAAUCUGAUGUGCAAAUCCCUGAUGUGUACACCCAGCUGUCCCACAUUCUGUGUAGAAUCCUUUGUAGGCUAAAUGGGACAUUCAUGAGGACAAACUCUUGGACAGAGGACUGUGUUCCUGUCCUCAAAGUGAUGGACAAAUGAUCUGUCCAUGACGGUCAGUGCUGGCUGAGCCCCUCCUAUCCUACAACCUAAGUGCUUACCUAACCCUGCAUUGUUGUAGUGAUAAUUAACAUGACAGUCAGUGCUGGCUGAGCCCCUCCUAUCCUACAACCUAAGUGCUUACCUAACCCUGCAUUGUUGUAGUGAUAAUUAACUGUUUCGAUACAUGCUGACAUCUUGUGUUUUUUAAAACUUUUUUUCCCCCAUUAUGAUGUUACAAUACCAACAGGGUUGUGUUGGAUUGAAUAUUUCAAAACGACAUGUGUCAUGACUGUUAACUGAUUAUAUAUAUUUUUGUCAAUGAAAGCAGAAGAACACAGUAUUGUUAUGAUAGUACUUUCAUAGUAUCUCCCCAUUUCUCUCUAACAAUGCAUACUCUUCUGCUAACAGAUAUUGCAGGCAUGUACAUAGGUCUACCGUUGGUGUAAGCAGUAUUACUGGAUGCUAUCUAGUGCCCUCAUUGCACAUACCGAUAUAUUUUCAUUUUAUCCAAGUUAAACUGAUGUAUAUGAUGUAUAUUCUACCCUUUGUCAUUGCACCUGGGCUAAAACUGAAUACAAUGUCUGUUCAAAUGUAAAAUGGUAUAAUGAGAUUGUUAGAGGUUGAGAGUUCAGUAAAGACUCCUUAAUUGAUGUAGUUGUUGUUGUUCAUUUGUACAUACUGUAUAUAAAUAAAUAUCCAGUGUGAA
Oncorhynchus masou masou (cherry salmon) is the source of this 4602-nucleotide messenger RNA. It is a transcript of the gene kcnab1b, whose product is annotated as potassium voltage-gated channel subfamily A regulatory beta subunit 1b. The transcript has 14 exons. NCBI's taxonomy places the organism in Eukaryota, Metazoa, Chordata, Actinopteri, Salmoniformes, Salmonidae. Gene Ontology annotation, molecular function: potassium channel regulator activity; transmembrane transporter binding; voltage-gated potassium channel activity. The coding region runs from base 2058 to 3278 and encodes 406 amino acids. Gene Ontology annotation, biological process: transmembrane transport; negative regulation of delayed rectifier potassium channel activity; potassium ion transport. The record is from RefSeq and is a predicted model, not a curated record. Gene Ontology annotation, cellular component: extrinsic component of cytoplasmic side of plasma membrane; cytoplasm; membrane.